Sclerotinia borealis F-4128 is the source of this 2052-nucleotide messenger RNA. The record is from the annotation of a GenBank genome assembly. NCBI's taxonomy places the organism in Eukaryota, Fungi, Ascomycota, Leotiomycetes, Helotiales, Sclerotiniaceae.
AUGGACACCCACGAUAUUACAAGUCUCAAUAAUCCCCAUGCUGCACCUACAGAUCCCUAUCGCGGACGGUCCCAACCAAUCCACAACAUACCCAUAAAUGUUGAAUCUCACGGGGAAGACACACCUACCGAUAGUCAUGCCCUCGCAAUCGCAGAUCACGAAGAAAAGGGUGCUGCACAGCUAGAUCAUGGUACUGUUGAGGUGCGAGAUUUGGGCUGGAAUGAUCAUCCCGAUGAUGUUCCUACCCCUCUAGUUGGAGGUCUGCCAAACGAAGAACUAUGGACUUUAGUACGACGAUUUAAUAAACAGAUGUACCAUGUCAAAUCAUUACAAGAGCCACCACUCGGAGGCUUGGACCUAAAUAUUGCGGACGAAGAGGAAUUCUCGCCAGACAAGUUGAGGGCGAACAUCGAGCGGUUAUAUAUGACGGUGGUGGUUGGGCUUGUUAACUUUUGGAAACACAUUGCAAGAUUAAGGUCAUGGAAGGAAAGAGAUCGCACCAUCGUUUUUGCUUCGGCUUAUUUCCUAGCCUGGUUGAUAGACUUCCUAAUGCCAACAAUUAUUGGUUUCGUGAUUGUGCUCAUAGCAUGGCCGCCAUCGAGGGAAUAUUGUUUUCCUCCUGCACCACCUGCACUUAUCGACAGCACAACAGGAGGAAUCAAGAAACCGACGGCAGGCGUCUUGGGUAACGAUACCAGUCUAACUGGUGCUCCAGAAAAAUAUCAGGGAGAAGCUGUGGAACAAGAAGCAAGUAACUUUGUAAAUAGUUUUACCUCCAUUGCGAUUAGCAGUGCAUCCGGGAAGCACCCUCAAGGGGAUCCACACGGUGAUGAAGUGGGCGCCAGUAUUCUGGAGGAUGCGGCACCAGAUCCAACCAAAAUGGCAGUGAGCGCCUCAAACGCAAAAAGUAGCAGCGCGGGAGAUCAAACAAAUUCUCUACAUGACAAGACAAAGGAGCCAAUGUCGGCAGCGAUGUGGUCAAAGACCAGACCUGUUAUGCAUACGAUUGCUGACAUUUCUGACGGAUGGGAGAGAUUUGCAAAUGCAUUAUCUCCCACUCCACCGUUCCCUCCAGAGAAGCCUCGACUCAAGCUUGCUGCUUGCCUUGCUCCGUUACUCAUAAUGUCGAUGUUCACCAGCUCGUAUAUCUUCAUCAAGAUGAACGGAUUAUUCGUCGGGUUUGGAUUCUUCGGAGAUCCAUUAAUUAGGCGAGGGCUUUCAUACUUGAACCGAGAAUUCCCGCAUUGGAGAAAUUUGUUGGAGAUCAGAAAUACCUUGCUUAAAGGUGUCCCUACGAAUGCUCAACUUACCAUCACAUUAUUACGAAUUGGUGAAGCGAAUAAAGCUCCAAUUCCACCACCCCCAUCGUCGUCCUUACCACCACCUGAUGUUGCGCACGCUACAGCAGGCGAGGGCCUCGACCAUCUUGGUAAAGAAUUAUCUCUCAAGAAAAGUAAUGGACUAACAUUUUCAGAAGGCGUAUCUGAUUCGGAAAUGGCUGAUGCCAUUCACCCUGACAUAAAUGUGACCGCAACCAGCAUCGAUCAACCCAAAACUAAGAAGAAAGGGCACCGGAUUCUGGCUGCUUUCAAAAGUGUUACCAAAGGUGGUGUUGAGACUGUCUUAGGAACAGAUAGACUGAAAGCUGCAGCUGGGGCAGAACAUGCGAAAAACCGUCUCGGUGUUUUGAAAGAUGGACCAGAUGAUCCAGCUGGCCCUACCCGUUUCCCCUCCAGAUAUAAGGGCAAGAAGGGACAUGCAUAUAUCACAGCCACGGCAACAACUCCAGCACUGAGCUGGACAACCGAGAAAGAUGAUAUUGAUCCUGUUUUCUCCAUAGCCAUAGCUGAUAUCAUAGAAAUAAAGAAAGUUGGUGGCCUAGGCUGGAAGACUAAGCUUGUGGUAGGAUGGGCUACAUCGCGAGAAAUUGCGGACGGAAUUCUAGUGAUCGACAAAUCUGGCGAUCAGAAGCAACUUACCGCAAUCGCACUACGGGAAGAGCUCUUCAAUCGCUUGAUAUCUAUGGGUGCGCAAAUUUGGGAGGCAUGGUAG